Naumovozyma dairenensis CBS 421 is the source of this 1086-nucleotide messenger RNA. Its product is annotated as NAD(P)-dependent alcohol dehydrogenase. The transcript has a single exon. The record is from RefSeq and is a predicted model, not a curated record. The coding region runs from base 1 to 1086 and encodes 361 amino acids. Gene Ontology annotation, biological process: alcohol metabolic process. Gene Ontology annotation, molecular function: zinc ion binding; alcohol dehydrogenase (NADP+) activity. Lineage: Eukaryota; Fungi; Ascomycota; Saccharomycetes; Saccharomycetales; Saccharomycetaceae.
AUGUCAACAUCACCAGCUAAAUUUCAAGGCAUUGCAAUCUUAGAUCAUAAAGACUGGAAAAAUCCUAAAAAAGUAGAAUACGAACCUAAGAAAUUCUUAGAUCAUGAUAUCGAUAUUAAGAUUGAAUGUUGUGGGGUUUGUGGUUCUGAUAUCCAUACGGCAAGCGGCCAUUGGGGUGAUAUUACCAAACCAUUAGUUGUCGGUCAUGAAAUCAUUGGUACUGUUGUAAGAUUAGGUGAUAAAUGUACCUCUGGCUUGAAAUUAGGUGACCGUGUUGGUGUUGGUGCACAAGCAUUUUCAUGUUUAGAAUGUGGUCGUUGUAAAUCUGAUAAUGAACCAUAUUGUACUAAAUCCGUUUGGACAUAUAGUACCAAUUAUGAAGAUGGAUACAAUUCUAAAGGUGGGUAUGCGGAUUACAUUAGACUUCAUGAACAUUUCGCAAUCCCAAUUCCAGAAAACAUCCCAUCACAUCUUGCUGCUCCUUUGAUGUGUGGUGGUAUUACUGCAUUUUCUCCACUGUUAAGAAAUGGUUGUGGCCGUGGUAAAAAAGUUGGUAUUAUGGGGAUUGGUGGUAUCGGUCAUAUGGCGUUGAUUUUCGCUAAGGCUAUGGGUGCUGAAGUUUAUGCAAUCUCCAGAACAUCUGCAAAGAAAGAUGAUUCAAUUAAAAUGGGUGCCGACCAUUUUAUAGCGACUAAAGAAGAACCUGAUUGGGCUACUAAAUAUUUUGAUACAUUUGAUUUGAUCGUUGUAUGUUCUAAUUCUUUAACUGACAUCAAUUUUGAUGUAGUCCCAAGGACUAUGAAAGUUGGAGGGAAAAUCGUUUCAAUCUGUGCUCCAGAACAAAACGAAGUUAUAAAUUUGAAACCAUUUGGUCUUUUAGGUGUCUCCAUUUCUAAUAGUGCAUUAGGCGGUAUCAAUGAAAUUAAGCAAAUGCUUGAUUUAGUUUCUAAAAAAGACCUAAAAAUUUGGGUUGAAACUGUGCCAAUUAGUGAAAAAGGUGUUAAAGAAGUAUUUGAAAGAAUGGACAUGGGAGAUGUCAGAUAUAGAUUUACCUUAACUGAUUAUGAUAAGGAAUUUUUCACUUAA